Messenger RNA from Andrographis paniculata, 3316 nucleotides. Its product is annotated as protein TOPLESS-like. NCBI's taxonomy places the organism in Eukaryota, Viridiplantae, Streptophyta, Magnoliopsida, Lamiales, Acanthaceae. Bases 149 to 3166 code for a protein of 1005 amino acids. The transcript has 22 exons. Gene Ontology annotation, molecular function: protein binding. Gene Ontology annotation, biological process: regulation of DNA-templated transcription. The record is from RefSeq and is a predicted model, not a curated record.
CCCAAAAAAAAAUAAAUAAAUAAAUAUUACAAAUAAAAAACAUGGGAAAGGAAGAGGCCCCGGAUCUUAUGUGAAGAACUACGAAUCCUGAUUUUGGGUUUUCGAUCUUGGCUCUAGGAGAGAGAGAGAAAGAUUAAGAGAGAGAGAAAUGGCUACUGCAAUGGCUCUGCGCAAAGACCUUGUGUUCUUAAUCAUGCAAUACUGCGAAGAAGAGAAUCUCACAAUGACUGCCCACAUGCUGGAGCAAGAAACUGGUUAUUUCUUCGACAUCGAUUAUUUCGAAGAGCUAAUGCUGCAGGGGAAGUGGGACGAUGUAGAAGGAUAUAUCUCAGGCUUCACCUUAGUCGACGACAACGAUUAUUCGAGAAAGAUUUAUUUCGAGAUAAGGAAGCACAAGUACAUUGAAGCUCUUGACAGGGGCGAGUACGAUGUGGCAUUGGGCAUUCUCCGGAACGAUCUCAAAGUUUUCGCGGCUGCAAACAAGGAACUUCACAAAGAGAUGGCUCAGCUCUUGGCCCUCGACGAUUUUAGAGAGCACGAAUCGCUCGCGUCCUUCGGAGACGCGGAGUCCGCAAGAAAAAUAAUGGCUAAAGAGCUCAGACGGAUCGCCAAGGCGAAUCCCCUGUUGCAGGGGACGACGACCUUUCCGAAAUUCGACAAGUCGAGGUUGAAAAGGUUGAUCAACCAGAGUUUGAAUUGGCAGCACAUGUCCUGCGCUAAUCCGCAUCCCGAGCCGCAUGUCGACACCCUUUUUACGGAUCACGUUUGUCCGGGCUCGGAUGGCGCGUCAAAGCCAGAAAAGUCGACUUCUAGUUCUUCUGUGGUAACCGAAUCUGAAGUUACCGCCAAACAAACUUCAUCCGAUGACAUUAAUGAUCGCCCGAACUCCCCCAACUUGAAGACUUCAAAGCCUGUUAAUGAGAUGGCAUCGCCGUCGGCGGAGGCGUCAUCGUGUUGUCAGCAUUCCUUAAGUGCGCUUCCGAAUGAAUUCCCCCAAACUCUCGAACGAGUUCUCGACAUGGGAUCUUCUGCCUUAAUUACUAUGGACUUUCAUCCUGUUUACGAGCCUCUGUUAUUAGUCGGGAAAAGUGGCGGCGAGGUAGAGAUUUGGGAUGUUUAUUCUUCGGAGAAGCUGUUCGGGACUGCAUUUGAGUUGCGAGAGCGACCGCUCGCGACUUCUGUGAACUGUGUGUGUUGGAGCCCCAAUGGAAACUUUUUCGGGGCUGCAACAUCGAAUGGCGUUAUACGGACAUACUUCUUGCCUGCAAAAAACAAUGACUGCGAGAAGCGGUUGGAGAUUGUUGCGCACAUCGGCAAUGUGAACGAUCUAGAAUUUUCUAACCCCGACGGAAACCUUGUUGUAAUAAGCUGUGGCGACGACAAGCUGAUUAAGGUUUGGGAUGCUACGACGGGCGAGAAACUGUACAUAUUCGAGGGGCAUGAGGCUCCUGUUUACUCGGUGUGCUCUCAUAUGCGAGAAAAUGUCGAUUUUCUGUUUUCGACGUCGACGAGCGGCGAGAUCAAAGCGUGGUUGUUCGAUAACAUGGGAGCGAGGGUUACGUUCAAUUCUCCGGGCUUGUGCUGUAUGAAAAUGGCGUAUAGCAACGACCGUGAAAGGCUAUUCUCGUGCGGGACGAACAAGAACGGAGAAUCGAUUAUGGUCGAAUGGAAUGAGAUGGAAGGCGUCGUCGUUAGAAAAUACAAAGGACUCAGCAAAUACUCUUCUUCGGCUGUUCGUUUCGCGACAAUCCACAAUCGGUUUUUGGCUGCCGGUGACGAUCAUUCGAUCAAGGUUUGGGAUAUGGACAAUGCCGAAGUUUUAGCUGUUCUCGACGCUGGGGGAGGCUUACAGGCUUCUUCGAAUGUUUGCUUUAGCACAGCGGGGAAUCUUCUUGCUGUUACUGCUGAUGGGAAUCGAAUCAAAGUUCUGGCGAAUGAUCUCGGCCAUGAACUGAUGAGUACCCCAGAGGAAUUCUUCCGGAAGUGUUUCGAAAAUCCGGAACGUGUUGUUCAGGAAGGUGUUGCUGCAGGAGACAGCGUCGCUACAGCUGCUGCGGAGGAUGUGUCCGAAGGAGGAAUUCCGAAAGAAGAGGCCGAAACUGUCGAAGCGAAGAUGCCGAGCCUUUCGAAGAUUGUUCAAGUGUCUAACUGUCAGUACUUGCUGCUCACUUCCCCGGUGAAGAAUAAUCCGAUUCGGAGACUCGUCUACACUCAUUCUGGGAAUGGUAUUCUUGCUUUAGACGAAGAUGGAACUCAUCUGCUAUGGCGAUGGGCGAAAACCGACGCCAAUUUACAUGGAUUGGCAAAUGCGAAGUUUCCAGCGCAGCUAUUGCAGCCGAAGAGCGGUUUGCAAAUGAGGAACGAUCUUCCUUCGAACGUCGUUGUUCGACCUUGCUUUGCACUGUCCAAGAAUGAUUCUUACAUUAUCUCGUCGUCCGGAGGGUCGAUUUCUUUGUACAACAUGCAGUUGUUCAAGAAAAUAAAAACCGUAAUGGCCUCGCCGCCUGCCGCCGCAACGUGCAUCGUGUUUUAUCCUCCCGACAACAACAUAGUCGCUAUAGGCAUGGACAACUCGAGGAUCGUCAUCUACAACGUUCGCAUCGAUGAGGUAAUAAGGGAGCUCGAAGUGCACUCUAGCGCAAUUAGCGGUCUGGCUUUCGCGCCGACGUUGGGAAAGCUCGUAUCGUGCGGGACCGAUGCCGAGAUUGUUCUUUGGGACUCAAUUCUAUGGGCGAAAAUCAAAAGCACGUCGAUGCAGAUUUCGUCGUCCGCGGCGACAUCGGAAGUGACCAUCGAGCUCGGCAGCGGAGAAAAGAACUUUCUGGCAGUGCACGAGACGCAGCUGGCGAUAUACGAAACCGAGACACUCGAGCUUCUCAAGCAGUGGACCAUUGCGAAAUUCUGCGCGCGGAUUGCGCACGCGGCGUACUCUUGCGACGGGCAGCUCGUGUACGCCGCCAUGAGAGAUGGAAUAGUGCUGAUUCUGAGCUCUGCGGAGCUGACGCCGACGCAUGAGAUCGAUCCGUCAGCGUACCUCCCGCCGCGUCUGAGGGUGGAUCUGAGUCCGACGGUGGUGGCAGCGCAUCCUGGGAAGGCAGGCCAGCUUGCGGUGGGGCUGUCGAACGGCGCCGUGGCAGUGAUCGAGCCGGGGCAGGUGGUGAAGUAAGAGUGGGCAUGAGAUAGCCGUUGGUUUUUUGAAUAUUUUCUUUGGAUUGUGCUAAACUAUGUAUGAUUUGAUUUCGUUGGGCUGUUUAUGGGAUAUUUUUAAGAUUAUGUUUAUAUAUCCAAAUUUACUCAGUUUUUUUGUGUUACAUUU